AUGGACUCGCGAGCGUCUUCGCUGUCGCCGGUGAUCGACCCGGACGACUCGAGAUCGCCUCCCGUAUCACCUGCACCGCCUGCGCCGAUGACGCUCCUGCAGCCUCGCCAGACCGCCGUCGGACUGAUGCACGCUCACGGAAACCACAACAAUAACAACAACAACAACAACAACGACGUCGACGACGACGAAAUUGACGACGACGACGACGACGACAUUGACGACGACGACCGGCGAUCGUCCGGUGCGACAGCCAAAUCGCCACAUGCACGCGCGCCGCCCUCGCCGUCUGACCAUCACCGGGCGCUGAUCGCCGGGAUCACUGCCGCCGCAGCCGCAGCCGCAGCCGUCGCAGAUUUCAAAGAGCCCAAAGGAGACGGUGUGGAAGACUACCGCCAAACGUUCGAUGGUUCAAAAAACAAUAACAAUAAACAGUUAAAUGGUGCGUCCAAUAAGCAGAGGCGAAGUAGGACCAACUUCACUCUUGAACAGCUCAACGAACUCGAAAGGCUUUUUGAUGAAACCCAUUACCCCGAUGCAUUUAUGAGAGAAGAGCUUAGUCAGCGCCUUGGUCUCAGUGAAGCCAGAGUACAAGUAUGGUUUCAAAACAGACGGGCCAAAUGCCGAAAACAUGAAAGUCAGAUGCAUAAAGGCUUAAUGAUGCACCAGAAUGUAUCUACGCCUCUAGAGCCGUGUCGAGUGGCCCCGUACGUAAACGUGCCAAGACUGCCACAGUUGCAAUUCAAUUCAUCGGCUGCAGCUGCGGCUGCGUUUUCUGCGUUCGAUCCGGCCAUAUUGACUGCCGCACAACAGUUACAUUAUGCAGUGGCCAUGGGAAGAGGUGUUCUGUGCCCUGCGCCGUAUCCUCCGGGUGGUCUGAGUCUAGCUGCUCUUGCAGCAUUACAUCAAGAUAGACUGUUAACCAAAAAUUCUAGUAUAGCUGACUUGCGGUUAAAAGCUAAAAAACAUGCCGAAGCCAUUAGUAGAGACCAAGAGAUUGUUUAA
Messenger RNA from Macrosiphum euphorbiae (potato aphid), 1005 nucleotides. NCBI's taxonomy places the organism in Eukaryota, Metazoa, Arthropoda, Insecta, Hemiptera, Aphididae. The record is from the annotation of a GenBank genome assembly.